This is a messenger RNA of Soboliphyme baturini, 768 nucleotides long. NCBI's taxonomy places the organism in Eukaryota, Metazoa, Nematoda, Enoplea, Dioctophymatida, Soboliphymatidae. The record is from the annotation of a GenBank genome assembly.
UUUAUUCAUUUCAGACUUUUGCGGCAGUCUGAGAAUGGAACUUCGAAAAUGCGCCGGAAAACGCAACCAUCAUCACCUUAUACGUACUUGUCUUAUAGCAAGGUGAGGAGCUUCGUUCAAAGCGUACGUCAUUUUCGCGGCUGUUAUAGACGACCGAACAUUGGAAAUGGUGCCAAGUUCGUUUGGAUCGACAGUGCCAUACAUGCCAGGGAAUGGCUAUCGACCGGCGCGUCGAUGGUGAUCAUAGAAAAGGUACACGCUAAAUUCAGUUGGUUUAUCUUGCCACUGGCUAACCCAGACGGCUAUGAAUUCUCUCGCAAUCACGACCGAUUUUGGAGAAAAAACAGAGCCUACUGCCGUAGUGAUAGAAAGGGGACGUCAAACGUACAGUGCUCUGAGGUGUACCGCGGUCCCUUCGCCUUCUCAGAAGGAGAGACUGCAAUGAUUAGCCAAUUUCUGAAAAAGAUUAAGAGCGGACUGAUGAUGUAUGUGGCACUGCACACUUACGGACAACUGUGGAUGUACCCAUUCGGCUGGGACUACAACCUGCCCAUACCGACGAACAUCGACGACAUGGUACGUCUUUGCAGGAGCUUGCACUGUUUCAAUGGUGAGCGGUAUAUGCCAUUCAGUUCGCAAACAUUUGAUCGAAUGCUGUUGAUAGUGGCUAGCAAAUUGCGUUAUCGUAUCCGGAACGGUAUCCAUCUGAUAACAGCUUUAAAUGGAAUCGGCAUACGUCCGCAUGAACUCUUGGUUAUGGUACCUUGA